Molecule: messenger RNA, 510 nt
Organism: Meloidogyne enterolobii
Lineage: Eukaryota; Metazoa; Nematoda; Chromadorea; Rhabditida; Meloidogynidae
Source: the annotation of a GenBank genome assembly
AUGGCUUUUGUAGACGGCAAAUGUAGCGAGUUAACUAAUUGCCAGAAAAAUUUAAUCACCAAUAAUGGUCAAUGUGUAGAAGGACAUACACUUGUACACCCUCGGGACUGUUCCAAAUAUUUACUUUGCCGUUACGGCCAAUAUGUUGAGGAAAGCUGUCAUUUGGGACAUCGGUUUAAUCCAAAGGCAAUUUUUUCGAUUAUUCGUUUUUGGCAAAAUUUGGAGUUAAGUCAAUGUGACCCAAAAUAUGUUUGUUUGUCAACACAUAUACCCCCUUGUUUCGAAGGAGAAUUACGCCCAGUAAUUUCUCCAAAAACAACAGAAUGCCAAUCAGAAUAUGAAAUCUGUAGGGAUGGAAAAUUUUAUAAACAAAUUUGUCCUUAUGGGGAAAGAUUUUAUUUGGGGAAAUGUGAAGCUUUUGAUAAAUGUGGAAAUAAAAAUGGAAUAAAUAAAAAUAAUAUUGGAGAGGAUAGUGAAGGAAUUUAUGAGAAAUGUCAGGCAAGUUUUUAA